AUGGGCUUUUGGAGUAGUGUUUGGGAUGGUGUUAAAGCAGUUGGUUCAGCAGUUAAGUCGGUUGCUACUGUGGUUGUUGAAACAGUUACGUAUGUUCCAAGGACAAUCGUAUCAACAGUUAAGACUGUUUCAAAUUAUAUAUCUGAUGUUUGGCAUGUAGGUUUACAAUAAUAUUUUGAUACCAAAAAAUUAUCAUAUUUUUUGUAGGGAAGAAAAGAGGAAUAUGAGAGAAGAAGUAAAAAAUUGGAAGAUGACAAAAGAAAAAAUCGAGAAGAAUUAGAACAAUUGAAAAAUUGUCAGUUUAUUUGAAGGAAACAAACUUAUAUUUUAUUAAUUUUUUUCUAGAUCAUGACUCGAAUAUUUCAAGUUUGGAUUCGGAUAUAAGAUCAGCAUCAAAUCGUCUUGAACAACAGAAAUAUAGGAAUCAAAAAGCAUUGGAAGAACAUGAGGAACGUAUGACAAAACUGAAGAAUGAUGGUGAAGAGAAGAUUAGACAACUGCAAUCUCAAAAAACAAUGGAACUUGCGAAAAUGAAAAAUUUGUCAGAAAAUGAAAGAAAACUUUUGGAAGAAAAAUAUGAGAAUGAAAUUAGAGAGAUGAUCAAGAAAAAUGAAGGAACUCGGAAAAAUCAACAGAUUGAAUUUGAGAAAAUUCUGAAACAACAAAGAGAAGAGAAAAUCAAAAUUGAAAAGGUUGAAUGUUAUUUUACAACCUCAAGUAAAACCCAAAAACUCAAAUUUUUUAGGAACAUGAAGAAAUGAUGCAAAAAAGAUUGGAUAAUAUUGCUGAAUUCGAAAAAACACAAGAAGAAAUGAUUAAAAAUCAUACCGAGCUUGUUGAUAAAAGUCUUGAAGAAUUACAAACAAUGAAAUUGGAACUUUUGGAACUGCAAAGAAAUUAUUUACGAGAUGAAAAUUCGAAAAAAUUGGAAAUUAUUCAUCAAAAUGUUCAAAUGCAUUCUGGAUAUUUGAAAAAUCAAUGGAGUUCAAAACUGAUUCGAGAAUUUCAAAACGAAGUUGUUAUUUCAAUUAUUGAUGCAAAUGAUGCAAUGUGUCUUUUUUUAGUUCAUGUAAGUUACAAUUUUUCGGGAAAUCGAAAUCUAAUGAUUAUUUUCAGGUGAAUGAAUUAAAAGAAAACGACAAAAAUGAAGAUGCACUGUAUUUUCCCAUAGAAACUUUCAAUGAUUGGAAAUUGAAAAACAAACAUUGUGGAGUUCUCAUAAAUCAAUUCCAUAAACAAAUGAAUGAUUUUCAAGGAGCUGAUGCGGUAUUAAAAUCAGAAAUGGGUUCAAUUUUGGAAAAAUACGAAGAACUUCGAAAUGAAUUAGGAAGAUUACCAAUGAGAAUUGAAAUUGCGAUGAAGAAAAAUCAGAUUUCCGAAGUUAUCAAACAUUCAGAACCACUCAACGAAUAUAUUGAAAUAGUAAAUGGAAUUAUUGUUAUAAUGCAAUCAAUUUGUUUGAAAAAAAUGGAAUUGAAAGCACUCGGCAUGUAA
Molecule: messenger RNA, 1494 nt
Organism: Caenorhabditis angaria
Lineage: Eukaryota; Metazoa; Nematoda; Chromadorea; Rhabditida; Rhabditidae
Source: the annotation of a GenBank genome assembly